Trichechus manatus latirostris (Florida manatee) is the source of this 814-nucleotide messenger RNA. It is a transcript of the gene NTS, whose product is annotated as neurotensin. The record is from RefSeq and is a predicted model, not a curated record. Lineage: Eukaryota; Metazoa; Chordata; Mammalia; Sirenia; Trichechidae. Gene Ontology annotation, cellular component: axon terminus; extracellular region. Gene Ontology annotation, molecular function: neuropeptide hormone activity. The transcript has 4 exons. The coding region runs from base 113 to 625 and encodes 170 amino acids.
AUAGUUCAGCCACUUUCAAAGUCAGCUGAAGACAAAAGGAAGCCCUAGAGGGAGCCCCACUUCAGCGUGUCUCUGACAUUUAUGAACUUGGUUUGCUAGAAGCCUGAAGAAGAUGAUGGCAGGACUGAAAAUCCAGCUGGUGUGCAUGUUACUCCUGGCUUUCAGCUCUUGGAGUUUGUGCUCAGAUUCAGAGGAGGAAAUGAAAGCGUUAGAAGCAGAUUUAUUGACCAAUAUGCAUACAUCAAAGAUCACUAAAGCAAGUGUUCCCUCUUGGAAAAUGACCCUUCUAAAUGUUUGCAGUCUUGUAAACAACAUGAACAGUCAAGAUGAGGAAAUAGAAGAGGUUCCUGAGGAGGAGCUUAUUACAAGAAGGAAAUUUCCCACAGCUUUAGAGGGCUUUAGCUUGGAAGCAAUGUUGACAAUAUACCAGCUCCAAAAAAUCUGUCACAGCAGGGCUUUUCAACGCUGGGAGUUAAUUCAGGAUGAUGUUCUUGAUGCUGGAAAUGACAAAAAUGAGAAGGAAGAAGUUAUAAAGAGAAAAAUUCCCUACAUUCUGAAACGGCAGCUGUAUGAGAAUAAACCAAGAAGACCUUACAUACUCAAAAGAAGUUCUUACUACUACUGAGAGCAGUAAAUAUUUUAUUUACUUGUGAUUGUGAUUUAUGAUCUUUUGAGUGAAUAUCAAAUUAUAUUUGUGUGAAAAUGUGACACAACACAGUUACUUUGCCUCUUCUACAAUUGUGCUUUAUUGGAUGUGAUUUUUCUGCAUUAAUAUGAAUUGGACUGAAUGUUUUCAAAUAAAUCUACAUCUUGA